UCUUCGUAAAGCUUAAUAUAGAUUCCUUCUAGAGUUAAUUGAGCCCUGGAAACCAAAAAGGAUGUUUGUUUUCGUGUGAGAAAUCACUGCCACGCCCUAUCAUUUAACAGCAAGACGUAAACACAUGGCAUGAACUGCAAAGAAUGUCCAUCGAAAAUGAAAAGAAGAAAUGCUGCAAACCUUUUAAUACUGGCAGCUUUUCAAGUUGAAAGACUAGUUGUACCAGUCAGCCCGGAUAGAUCAGCACGAUGGAGACCGAAAAGCAGGAUACAUCUACCAUCGAUGAUCCGUACCGUUGGGGCGACUACAUUCGCCCCGUCAGGAUAACCGUGUGGACGUGGAAAAUCUGUGGUCUUUACAACGGGAAGCCACAGACAACACGGUACCGUGUGUACCGUGCCGUGUUCAACAUCUUCCUGAUGGUAGUGUACCUGUUCACGCUGUCGCUCAACGUGUUCGUGAUGCAAACGUUCGAGCAGCUGGUCCUGUACAUCAUGUACAUCGUGUUUACGGAGAUUGUCAUGGCACUGAAGGCGCUCGUCACUUACUACAAGUUCGAUCAGCUGUGUGACCUGUACCGCCAGACGCUCGGCAGUGACUUUAAACCGCUCGACGCCGAAGAAGAACAGCUGCACCGCAAGGGAGUUGCAAGUAUUAACCACUAUCUGUAUCCGUACCUCGUGACGACGAACUUGGCCGUCGCUAGUUCGUGCCUGUACCUGCUGCAAGACGAUUACCGGCUGCCCUACUUUCCCUGGAUACUGGGCAUCGAGUAUGGGCCGACGAAGCGUCUUAACUAUGGGCUGCUGUUUGCUUACCAGGUGAUCGGCAUGUAUCUGCACAUGCUGAUCAAUGUAGCGAUCGACGUGCAGCUGUCCUAUCUGCUCGGGAUGAUCAGCAUCCAUUCCGGGAGUCUUUCGUCGGCUUAA
This is a messenger RNA of Anopheles merus, 929 nucleotides long. RefSeq lists its product as uncharacterized. The record is from RefSeq and is a predicted model, not a curated record. Gene Ontology annotation, molecular function: odorant binding; olfactory receptor activity. NCBI's taxonomy places the organism in Eukaryota, Metazoa, Arthropoda, Insecta, Diptera, Culicidae. The coding region runs from base 249 to 929 and encodes 226 amino acids. Gene Ontology annotation, cellular component: membrane. Gene Ontology annotation, biological process: sensory perception of smell. The transcript is spliced from 2 exons.